AUGAGCUCCAAAAGGGACCGCAUCCCCAUCCGACGAGUCUCUCGCUCCAUUUCUCGCGGAAAUGGUCAUAUAUCUCAUGUGUCGGACUCCCGGCAUUUCCUAGAUGAUUCGUGGGAUGAUGAAGGUAGUUUCCAGUCCUUCGACGCCAGUCACUAUGCCCUUCAAACCCUCAACAAGCAGAUCGAACGAAGACUCGCAAAGCUGCAAGCCAAUACAGUCCGACUGAAGCGUGAACUGUGGCUGCUCCAGCGACACAUCAAAGAAUUCCGCCAUCCUCUUUUCGAGAACUGGGAAGCCGACUUGCUCACUCGUCUUAUCGAGGUUGCUCACGCCCAUCAGUAUAAGAAGCUGCCAGUCGGCGUUGUGAUCGGAGAGUCUUCGUUUGCCGAGCGAGAAAAGAUCAACCAUGCAUACAGCACCGCAGCGAAGGGAAUCCGCAUGCCGACUCUUCGUAAGCUUGGUCUUUCGGAGAAGUAUCAUCAGGCUCUCCAACGAUAUUCCGAGGUCGUUCCUUAUCGAAGUCAGAAUCCUUUCCAGACUGAGUUUGCAUUCGCCAAGUGGCUGGUUGAGGUGCGGGACGAUAGACCAGAACUCUAUGGAUUUUGGUCCAAACUUUUCCCCGUCUGUUACGACCGUACCGUCCAAGAGAGUGCUUCCAUCUUCUAG
Penicillium verrucosum is the source of this 666-nucleotide messenger RNA. RefSeq lists its product as uncharacterized. NCBI's taxonomy places the organism in Eukaryota, Fungi, Ascomycota, Eurotiomycetes, Eurotiales, Aspergillaceae. The transcript is spliced from 3 exons. The coding region runs from base 1 to 666 and encodes 221 amino acids. The record is from RefSeq and is a predicted model, not a curated record.